AUACUGGUUUAAGACUGGGAAUCACAAACUUGAAGUCCGGUUUUGGACUUAACAUGAAAUAAUGUUUCAAACAGGAGACAUGUUGCGUAAAGGGAUAUGCAACAAGGAGACUUUGUUCCAUGUCUAAUUUGGGGAUUAUGAGACGAGAUCCUUUGACUUUAUUGUUGUAGGUCUGGAAUCAUGACUUCUUUUGGGAGUCCAUGCAACCGGGAGGAGGAGACAUGCCCCAACUGGGUGUCCUUCAGCAGAUAGAAAAGGAUUUUGGUUCGUUUACUAAUUUCAGAGAGAAGUUUACAGAAGCAGCACUUACACUAUUUGGGUCUGGCUGGGUUUGGCUUGUUUUAAAGAGAGAAGAGAGACGACUUCAGAUAAUUAAAACUUCAAAUGCCAUUUGCCCAAUUGUUUGGGGUGACGUACCUAUAAUCAGUUUGGAUCUGUGGGAGCAUGCUUAUUAUCUGGAUUACAAGAAUGACAGAGGAAAGUACGUGGAUGCGUUUAUGAACCAUCUUGUGUCUUGGAAUGCGGCAAUGGCACGCAUGGCUCGAGCUGAGGCCUUUGUGAAUUUAAACGAACCUAACAUCCCUGUGGCUUAGAAGGCUUGUAACACCGGCAAGAUACUGAGACUAACUAUUAUGAAGAGGCUUCCUAAUGAGUUUAUUGGGAGUCCAGCGGGGGUUGAGCUGCAUUAGGAUCAUAUCUUCCAUAAAAAGGUGUAAUGCCGGUUUUUUCCCAUUGGUGUCACAUCUACAACGAUUUUGGUACGAGAUAUGCAACCACCUUAGAGAGUAACAGUAGAUUAGAUAAAGCGUAUGAACACGCUUAUGUUGCGUUCUGUAAUAGAACAUAACAAGUGUUUCUGUUUUGAUUAACGUAGAUUUCCUCUCUAUUAGCUCUCUUAUUACGUUAUGUAACGCAUGGUUUUUACUUUUUA
Molecule: messenger RNA, 931 nt
Organism: Malus domestica (apple)
Lineage: Eukaryota; Viridiplantae; Streptophyta; Magnoliopsida; Rosales; Rosaceae
Source: RefSeq, a predicted model, not a curated record